AUGGAGAAAAAGGGCUCUGAGAAAAACCGUCAUGUGGUACCCUGGCGUAACAAAGCGGAGUGGGAGCAGGUUCGGGACGACCUUUACUCGAUGGACUCCUCUCUGCAGAGGUUUGGGUUAGACAGGAUAUCGGCGUGGAGGGCCAGGUGCACUAAUAGUUUCCCCGUGGCCGUGGAAUGCACAGCGCACCUCCUGCGCUGCCAGAUGCGGGACCGGUCCGGACAGCUUACCGGAGAUGACUUGAUCCUGAUGUACGGGACGGCCCUGGUAAGAUUUGUUAAUCUUAUCACGGAGCGCCAGCAGGGGAGAAGGGCCCGGCCGCUGAGGCAACUGGCUAGAAACUUGAACAUCCCCGAGUGGGUGGUGGAUCUGAGGCACGGAAUCAUGCAUCGGAAGCUUCCUUCUUUGAAAUGGUGCCAAAGGGGAUGUAAGGUGGCCCUGGAGUGGCUCCAGCAGGAGUAUUGGUCCAGACAGCUGGGAGGAGCCCCCGAUGAGCGCUGGGACUUGCAGUCGCAUGGCGAGGAUGAGGACGUCAAGCGCCAGGAGGAUGAGCUCGUUGCCAGGCAGAAAGAAGUGGACGCCUACAGAAAAGCUCGGGAGCUGCUGAUCUCUUAUGAGAAGGACCAGUACCAAGCUUUUCAAGACAAGGAGAAGAGCUUGUGGCAGGCCCCCUUAGCAGACAUGAGUUGGUUGCUGGGUGAGAUCAAGCAGUUUGCACUGGAGUCCAGUGAGCUGUUGGUUGAUGUGCUGUUGGAGGACGGAUUUCUUGUUCCCACCAUAGAGCAGCUGGAAGCAUUAGGCUGUGCAACCUCUGACAGUGCCAGUCCCACUGAGCCCAGAGUCCCACAAACCUUCCUGCGCUUUUGGCUGCCCUUGCUAAAGCUGCUUAACUCUCCAGCUUUCAUUCACCUCUUCCUGGAGAGGCUCUUUGUGGAACUGGAGCUGCUCAGCAAAGAGCCUGACGGUCACAGGUGUUUCUAUAUUUCUGCAUGGAUUUCAGAAGUGCUCCUCUGCAACAACAACAACAAAUUUGAAUAUCAUUUUGAGACAAAGUUGCAGAAGAAAGCCAGAACGCAGGACAGGAUUUUCAUCAACCGCAUCCAGCUGAGGUGGCUGCAGCUUCUCUCUUUAUGUCUGGAUGCCCCCUGCAUCAGCAUGUCUCACCUGAUCCAGCUCAUCCUGGAUGACAUGGAGCACCCCCACCCUCAGGAAACCAGAGAGAAGCUGGUCCAGCCCUGCUCCAUCUACACACAGACAGAGCGCUCCGAGGCCAGCACACCUCUGCUGCAGCAGCAGCAGCAGCAGCCCAUAUUUACUGUGGAGAUGCAGCUGGACGAGAUACAACACUCCCAGCAGGACGCCCGUCCCUUACAUUCCUCACCGAUGGACUCGGAGAGAAGUGAGGAGUGCAAAUGGGGAGACGUGCAGGCUGAAAAAGCACUUGCCCUCAGAUGCACUGAUAAUGUCUCAUGGAAGAACUAUGCCAUUGGUAAAGUUCCUGGACAGUCGGAUGACCCGUCGUGCCUCAUGGUGGACAAUUAUUCGAUAAUGACUGUGUCUGACCAGCCAGUGGAGCUGGAGAGCAGCGCGACACGUAGCAGCAUCCCCGGGGCCUCGGCUCCAGCUCGGCCAGCUGAGGGCCACCGCUAG
This is a messenger RNA of Pelmatolapia mariae (spotted tilapia), 1650 nucleotides long. Its product is annotated as ribosomal biogenesis protein LAS1L-like. Gene Ontology annotation, cellular component: preribosome, large subunit precursor; Las1 complex. Lineage: Eukaryota; Metazoa; Chordata; Actinopteri; Cichliformes; Cichlidae. The transcript has a single exon. Gene Ontology annotation, biological process: maturation of LSU-rRNA; maturation of 5.8S rRNA. The record is from RefSeq and is a predicted model, not a curated record. The coding region runs from base 1 to 1650 and encodes 549 amino acids. Gene Ontology annotation, molecular function: endonuclease activity.